This is a messenger RNA of Yamadazyma tenuis ATCC 10573, 867 nucleotides long. RefSeq names its product Rab family GTPase (gene SEC4). Gene Ontology annotation, molecular function: GTPase activity; GTP binding. Gene Ontology annotation, biological process: protein secretion; regulation of exocytosis; protein localization to plasma membrane. Gene Ontology annotation, cellular component: endosome; plasma membrane. The record is from RefSeq and is a predicted model, not a curated record. Lineage: Eukaryota; Fungi; Ascomycota; Pichiomycetes; Serinales; Debaryomycetaceae.
AAAACGAAGCACCACCUUGCACUGCUCAGACUCGGAUACUUUUCAACCAUCAGUUCCGAUACAUCCUUGACUACCCAUAAAGGACUAUAAACCCAACAUCCAUUCAAGUUCCGAAUUUCUAAGGCUUCAUUGGUUUUGAAAUUAUUGUCGUAAAAGUCGUGACCCCCAGAAUAGCAAAAAGGAGAUAAUUACCAUGAGUGGAAGAGCCCCAUCUAGAUCAUAUGAUAUGAUCAUGAAGUUGUUAUUGGUAGGUGACUCCGGUGUCGGAAAGUCAUGUUUGUUGUUGAGAUUCGUCGAAGACAAGUUCAAUCCGUCGUUUAUCACCACCAUUGGAAUCGAUUUCAAAAUCAGGACUAUUGAGAGCAAAGGUAAGAAAAUCAAGUUACAAGUGUGGGACACCGCGGGCCAAGAGCGGUUCAGAACCAUCACCACCGCGUACUACCGUGGUGCCAUGGGGAUCGUGUUGAUUUAUGAUGUGACCGAUGCCAGAAGUUUCGAAAAUGUUGAUAACUGGUAUCAGACGGUUACCCAGCAUGCCAAUGAAGAUGCACAAAUUUUCCUCGUGGGUAACAAAUGUGACGAUAGCGAAGGCAGACAGGUGUCUACCGAACAAGGACAGGAGUUGGCAGCGAGGUUGAACAUUCCAUUUUUAGAAGCCAGUGCUAAGUCCAACAUCAAUGUCGAUUCGAUAUUUUAUGAGUUGGCAAGUAUUAUUCAAGACAAGAAUGUUGAUGCAGAACCAGAGAAAAAGAGCACGGGAAUUGAUGUUUCGAAGGGAGCGUUGUCCAAGAACUCUUGUUGUUAAGAGAUUGGAGAUUGUAUUUGAAUAUAUAGUUGUAUGAGUAGAAAUGUAAUCGAUCUAAAGCU